UACGGGUGUUGGUUUUAAAUUAUUGGGAACUAAUAAGACAGUUAAGAGACACCAUGAGAAUCGAAGCACCAGAAUCGUUUUGGUUGAAUAAGACUGUCUACAGCAAUGCUGAGAGGUUAUACUACGAGGAAUGUAGUCAGAUAAUCGAGCGGGUUCCCGCUGUCCGCACUAAAAAGAUCAAAAAGAAGAUCAAGGCGAUGGCGGCAAGACAGAAUCCACAAAAUUUACUUUACUUAAAUCCCCUCACGCUGGAGGCGAAUUUCUUUUUGGAAACCCUGGAGCAGGUGAGCCUCAACAGCGAAGUCGAAUUGGAUCACGAAUUGGCCACGCUGCUUGAGCGCAUUAUGGUAGGCAUCGAAAGGUAUAUGGACCGGAAACCCACCUAUAUAUUGCCCGCCAACGGACCCGGUGAAGGUGUGGCCUUUGUGCCGCGGAAGGAUUUGCUUAAAAUCAAACGCACAUUCAACUGCAUCGCAUGUGCAAACCAAAUGGUUGGAACAAACAUUUCCAAGGUUGUGGCGCAUUUGUCCGAAAAGCACUACCAGAAUCCCAAUAACGUAGUGGUUGCAGCUCAGGGGAAGCAGGAUAGGAUACAAACUAAGGUGGCACCACGCGGUCGAUUGAUGGAAGUUCUGCCCAAAAAAGCCAAAACCUUGGUUACUUCCGAUCUCACAAAAAUUUUCAAGGAAAGGUAUGGGGUUGCCGACAAGCUGAAAGUGAUAACCGAAUACGAUGCCAUCGAGGAGGAUCUAAUAGGCGUGCUGACGCCAGUGUUUCCCAAUUGGGCGAUGCGCAUUUACAAGUUCGGUUCACGCAUAUCCGGCAUUGGCACACGCUGUUCCGAUCUGGAUGUUUUUGUGGAUAUUGGCAACACAUUCGACAUAUUUGAGCACCGCGCCUCCAAGGAAACGUUGGCCAAGCUGCGGGCUAUGCGUCCAGCCUUUUGUGCCAGCAACAAGUGGCGCAUCAUCAAUGUCAUCGAGCAGGCACGCGUUCCCAUCAUCAAAGUCUCCCAUCUGACCACCGGCAUAGAGUGUGAUAUAUGCCUGAAUAGCCUGGGCUUCUGCAACACCAACUUGUUGAAGUACAUAUUCGAUAUACAGCCGCUGGCUCAAUACAUGUGCAUCUAUGCGAAAAACUGGCUGGAACGCUGCAAACAGACGGACAUAUCCACAUACAGCAUUACACUGAUGGUGAUUUAUUUCAUGCAGCUGCACGGCCUUUUGCCCUCAGUUUUUGCCUUGCAGCAUGAACAGCCGUUCAAUCAGUUCGUUGGACCUUGGAUUGUGAACUUUGGACAGAAAUCUCUUCAGGAUCUGCGCCUUCCGGAAGCCGAUACGGAUGCGCCCGCAGUUCGAAACAUUUUGGGCCAAUUCUUUGCCUUCUAUUCAAAAUUCGAUUACGAGAGAUUUUUGGUGUGUCCAUAUUUUGGUAGCGCUGAAGUCCAAAUUCAGCACGUUGAGAAGUUAAUGCCAAAUCGUUAUAGCAAAUACACCAGAGAGAAUCCCGAGUGUACAUUGCAGUUGCGAAAGCCAAUGGUGGUCCAGGAUCCCAUACAGCUGAAUCAUAACGUAACGAAGGCGGUAACCCGAUCUGCACUGAAGGUGUUUAUAGAUUAUUGCGCUCAGACGGCGUCUCUUAUGGGUGAGCCAUCAACCAACUGGCGACAGCGCACAUAAAUACAGAAUAUGAAACGAACCCUCCGCCCCCAUUCUGACGGCAGAAUCGCGGUUUUCUUUGCUUUCGACUUGGUGUUUAUAAGAGUUUCUUAUUGUAAAUAAAAUGGAUUUUGCAACGCUCGCAUCGUUGGACAAUCCAACCGUUCGCAACAACAAGAAAACGAAAAAAAAA
This is a messenger RNA of Drosophila persimilis, 1851 nucleotides long. RefSeq names its product terminal uridylyltransferase Tailor (gene Tailor). Gene Ontology annotation, biological process: mRNA 3'-end processing; mitochondrial mRNA polyadenylation. Gene Ontology annotation, molecular function: poly(A) RNA polymerase activity. The record is from RefSeq and is a predicted model, not a curated record. The transcript has 9 exons. NCBI's taxonomy places the organism in Eukaryota, Metazoa, Arthropoda, Insecta, Diptera, Drosophilidae. The coding region runs from base 54 to 1679 and encodes 541 amino acids.